CACGGUCGCCGCGGUGUCAGAGGCAGUGAAUCCGAGCUGCCAGCGCGUGCUGCUGCCGGGCUACAGGAUGGUGCGGGCAGCCAGGCCGCUGCUGCUGCUCCUCGCCUUCUUCCUCCGCGCGGAUGCUGAGACACCUCCGAGGUUUACACGGACUCCUGUUGACCAGACAGGGGUCUCUGGUGGCGUUGCCUCUUUCAUUUGCCAAGCUUCAGGAGACCCAAGACCUAAAAUUGUCUGGAACAAAAAAGGAAAGAAAGUCAGCAAUCAGAGAUUUGAGGUAAUAGAGUUUGACGAUGGAUCUGGAUCAGUUCUCAGAAUACAGCCCUUAAGGACUCCCCGGGAUGAGGCCAUUUAUGAAUGUGUGGCCUCGAAUAACGUCGGAGAAAUAAGUGUAUCUACCAGACUCACAGUUUUGCGUGAGGAUCAAAUUCCCAGGGGCUUUCCUACCAUUGACAUGGGCCCACAGUUGAAGGUGGUUGAGCGUACACGCACUGCCACCAUGCUUUGUGCAGCCAGUGGGAAUCCGGACCCGGAAAUCACUUGGUUUAAAGAUUUCUUACCUGUGGACACAAGCAACAACAAUGGCCGUAUUAAGCAGUUACGAUCAGGCGCCCUUCAGAUCGAACAGAGUGAAGAAUCUGACCAAGGGAAAUAUGAGUGUGUUGCCACCAACAGCGCGGGCACUCGCUACUCUGCCCCUGCCAAUCUAUAUGUCAGAGUUCGUCGUGUCCCACCAAGAUUCUCUAUCCCACCCACUAAUCAUGAAAUCAUGCCAGGUGGAAGUGUUAACAUCACCUGUGUGGCCGUGGGGUCACCAAUGCCUUAUGUGAAGUGGAUGUUGGGGGCAGAAGACCUGACACCGGAAGAUGACAUGCCAAUAGGAAGAAAUGUCCUAGAAUUGAAUGAUGUAAGACAGUCAGCAAAUUACACCUGUGUGGCCAUGUCAACACUGGGCGUCAUUGAAGCAAUAGCACAGAUCACUGUCAAAGCCUUACCCAAACCUCCAGGAACUCCUGUAGUGACCGAGAGCACAGCCACAAGCAUCACACUGACGUGGGACUCUGGGAACCCCGAGCCUGUCUCCUACUACAUCAUCCAGCAUAAACCUAAAAAUUCUGAGGAACCUUACAAAGAAAUCGAUGGAGUAGCGACCACACGCUACAGUGUCGCUGGACUCAGUCCCUACUCGGAUUAUGAAUUCAGGGUGGUUGCUGUCAAUAACAUCGGGCGGGGGCCUCCCAGCGAGCCCGUGCUGACGCAGACCUCAGAGCAAGCGCCAUCCAGCGCCCCGCGGGAUGUGCAAGCGCGGAUGCUGAGCUCAACCACCAUCCUGGUACAGUGGAAGGAACCCGAGGAGCCGAACGGACAGAUCCAAGGAUACAGAGUGUAUUAUACCAUGGAUCCCACUCAGCACGUCAACAACUGGAUGAAGCACAAUGUCGCUGACAGCCAAAUCACUACCAUUGGCAACUUAGUGCCCCAGAAAACCUAUUCUGUCAAAGUCCUGGCUUUUACCUCAAUUGGAGAUGGUCCUCUUUCAAGUGACAUACAAGUCAUCACUCAGACAGGAGUACCAGGGCAACCGCUAAAUUUCAAAGCAGAACCCGAGUCUGAAACGAGUAUUUUGCUCUCUUGGACACCUCCACGUUCGGACACUAUCGCCAACUAUGAGCUGGUCUACAAAGACGGGGAGCCUGGAGAGGAGCAACGAAUUACCAUUGAGCCAGGGACGUCUUAUAGACUGCAAGGGCUGAAACCAAACAGCUUGUACUACUUCCGUCUGGCUGCACGCUCUCCUCAAGGCUUGGGUGCUUCCACAGCUGAAAUAUCAGCUAGAACCAUGCAGUCAAAGCCGUCAGCUCCUCCUCAAGACAUUAGUUGUACCAGCCCAAGUUCCACUAGUAUUUUGGUAAGUUGGCAACCUCCACCAGUGGAAAAGCAGAAUGGCAUUAUUACUGAAUACUCCAUCAAGUACACCGCAGUGGAUGGAGAAGAUGACAAAGCUCACGAGAUUUUGGGAAUUCCUGCGGACACUACCAAAUACCUUUUGGAACAGCUGGAAAAAUGGACUGAGUACCGGAUCACUGUGACAGCCCACACAGACGUCGGCCCUGGCCCCGAGAGCUUGUCCGUGUUGAUUCGAACCGAUGAAGAUGUUCCUAGUGGUCCUCCUCGCAAAGUCGAGGUAGAGGCUGUCAACUCAACAUCUGUUAAAGUCACAUGGCGCUCGCCCGUGCCCAACAAACAGCAUGGCCAGAUCAGAGGAUACCAGGUGCAUUAUGUGAAGAUGGAAAAUGGGGAGCCCAAGGGCCAGCCCAUGCUGAAGGAUGUCAUGCUGGCUGAUGCACAGUGGGAAUUUGAUGAUACUACUGAACAUGACAUGAUUAUUUCUGGGCUGCAGCCUGAAACUUCCUACUCCCUCACCGUCACAGCCUACACCACCAAAGGAGACGGUGCUCGCAGCAAGCCCAAGCUGGUGUCCACCACAGGAGCAGUCCCAGGGAAACCCCGGCUGCUGAUUAGCCACACUCAGAUGAAUACUGCUCUCAUUCAGUGGCACCCCCCGGUGGACACGUUUGGACCUCUUCAGGGCUACCGUCUAAAAUUUGGCCGGAAGGACAUGGAGCCGCUCACCACCCUUGAGUUCUCUGAAAAAGAAGAUCACUUCACAGCGACAGACAUCCACAAAGGAGCCUCGUACACCUUCAGGCUCUCCGCCAGGAACAAAGUGGGCUUUGGGGAGGAGAUGGUGAAGGAGAUUUCUGUCCCAGAAGACGUCCCAACUGGAUUCCCUCAAAACCUCCACUCGGAAGGCACCACGUCCACCUCCGUCCAGUUAUCUUGGCAGCCACCUGUCCUGGCAGAGAGAAAUGGCCUUAUCACCAAGUAUACCCUUCUGUACAGGGAUAUCAACAUCCCUCUCCUUCCCAUGGAGCAGCUUAUUGUUCCCGCUGACACCACUCUGACACUCAGUGGCUUAAAACCAGAUACCACAUAUGAUGUAAAAGUGCGUGCUCACACGAGCAAAGGGCCCGGGCCAUAUAGUCCCAGUGUCCAGUUCAGGACACUGCCUGUGGAUCAAGUGUUUGCAAAAAAUUUUCAUGUCAAAGCAGUAAUGAAGACCUCCGUGCUGCUGUCUUGGGAGAUUCCGGAGAAUUAUAAUUCUGCCAUGCCUUUCAAGAUUCUUUAUGAUGAUGGGAAAAUGGUAGAAGAAGUGGAUGGUCGAGCUACACAGAAGUUAAUUGUCAACCUGAAGCCUGAGAAGUCGUACUCAUUCGUGCUGACAAACCGGGGGAACAGUGCUGGGGGGCUGCAGCACCGGGUGACCGCGAAGACUGCGCCGGACGUGCUGCGCACCAAGCCUGCCUUCAUCGGGAAGACCAACUUGGAUGGCAUGAUUACUGUGCAGCUGCCCGAAGUACCUGCAAAUGAGAAUAUAAAAGGUUACUACAUAAUAAUUGUGCCUUUGAAGAAAUCUCGUGGGAAAUUUAUCAAGCCAUGGGAGAGUCCAGAUGAAAUGGAAUUAGAUGAGCUGCUUAAAGAGAUAUCCAGGAAACGCAGAAGCCUCCGUUACGGAAGAGAAGUUGAAUUAAAGCCAUAUAUAGCCGCUCACUUCGAUGUCCUUCCCACGGAGUUCACCCUGGGAGAUGACAAACAUUAUGGAGGAUUUACAAACAAGCAACUCCAAAGUGGUCAAGAAUAUGUCUUCUUUGUGUUAGCAGUGAUGGAACACGCAGAGUCUAAGAUGUAUGCAACCAGUCCCUACUCCGACCCUGUUGUGUCAAUGGAUCUGGAUCCACAGCCAAUCACCGAUGAAGAAGAAGGCUUAAUCUGGGUCGUAGGCCCUGUCCUUGCGGUGGUCUUUAUCAUCUGCAUCGUUAUAGCUAUUCUUCUUUAUAAAAGGAAAAGGGCAGAGUCUGACUCUAGAAAGAGCAGCAUACCGAAUAGUAAGGAGGUCCCUUCACACCAUCCAACAGACCCAGUAGAACUGAGGCGCCUUAAUUUUCAAACACCAGGUAUGGCUAGUCACCCUCCAAUACCUAUCUUGGAACUUGCAGAUCAUAUUGAAAGGUUGAAAGCAAAUGACAACCUGAAGUUUUCCCAGGAAUAUGAG
Molecule: messenger RNA, 4114 nt
Organism: Myotis lucifugus (little brown bat)
Lineage: Eukaryota; Metazoa; Chordata; Mammalia; Chiroptera; Vespertilionidae
Product: receptor-type tyrosine-protein phosphatase delta
Exons: 21
Biological process (GO): cell-cell adhesion
Molecular function (GO): protein binding
Source: RefSeq, a predicted model, not a curated record